Messenger RNA from Torulaspora globosa, 489 nucleotides. It is a transcript of the gene UBC12, whose product is annotated as NEDD8-conjugating protein UBC12. The record is from RefSeq and is a predicted model, not a curated record. The transcript has a single exon. The coding region runs from base 1 to 489 and encodes 162 amino acids. NCBI's taxonomy places the organism in Eukaryota, Fungi, Ascomycota, Saccharomycetes, Saccharomycetales, Saccharomycetaceae.
AUGUCAGCGGCCGGCCUGCGGCUGCAAAGGGACUUGGAAGCGCUGGACAUACCCUCAAUGGCGCAAAUUGAAGUGGUCGCGGCACCGUUGCCGCUAGCGAAAGACCUGCCGCUGCUAAGACUUACAAUCGCGCCAGACGAGGGCUACUACAGCGGCGGUAAGUUCAACUUCGAUAUAGCUUUCAGCGCGGGAUACCCGAUCGAGCCGCCGCGGGUCCGCUGUCUCAACAGGAUUUUCCAUCCCAACAUAGAUUACCAGGGCAAGAUCUGUCUGAACAUCCUCCGAGAGGACUGGUCGCCGGCAUUGGAGCUGCAGAGCGUCGUGAUAGGCAUAAUAUUUCUCUUCCUCGAGGUCUCUGAGAAGGACCCGCUCAACAAGGACGCUGCAGCAAUGCUAUCGCGCGACCGCGUCGAGUUUGCGCACGCAGUGCGCCGCUCGAUGGCCGGGGACACUGUCCACGGGCAACGCUACGAUAACGUACUCCGCUGA